Molecule: messenger RNA, 735 nt
Organism: Labrus bergylta (ballan wrasse)
Lineage: Eukaryota; Metazoa; Chordata; Actinopteri; Labriformes; Labridae
Source: RefSeq, a predicted model, not a curated record
ACAACGCGGUGACGUCAGAAGCAACGAUCUGCCCAUGCUCGUGCUUAGUGAAGGAGAUGAGCCCACUGCAGCUGAUAGAUGUGUUUUAGUGAUGUAAUGUUGUCUGUUUGGUGACUGAGGAUGGCUGUUUGUGCCAGGCUCUGCGGAGUUGGCCAGUCGCGGAGGUGCAGGAGGCGACAGCGGCAAAACCAGCAGGAUCAGGGAAGCGACUCUGAAAUGGACGAGGAUGAAGAGGAGCGGAUCGUAGGACACAGGCAAGCCGACGUCGGAGUUGGCGGCGGCGGCUGCGGAGGCCUGGAGAGCGACGUCCCCACUGCAGGGCCCAGUGACGCUUGUGAAUAUGGCAGCGGCCAUGCCAGCAGUAUAAGCUUUCUAGAUCGAACGAGCACGGUACCUCCACACCCGCAGUCAUUAGCGGAGUUACCCCCGGAGCUUCUGGUGGAAAUACUGUCUCUGCUCCCCGGGACAGCGCUGCCAAAUGUUGCCCUCGUCUGCAAGAAAUUCAGGCAAAUCGUAAACACUGAAACCAUCUGGAGACGGCGGUGCACGGAAGAGUUUGGUAUGAAGGACGAUCUGCGAAAAAUGGAAGUGGGUGGGGUAUCAAGCCGGGACCUCUACGUUAAACGUGUCAACCCACGGGUGAAGUCUGGGCGCUUUAUGAAGCUCCUCCCGGACUAUGAGCACAUGGACUAUAGAGACAUUUACACACACUGUAUGUACACAGCAGAAGCAUGA